UCAUACCCACCAGUCACAGAAAAUCGCUUUGGUUCUUAAAUAAUGUUUACCGCACUUGCAGGCCGUGCCUGUCCCACAUGAAAAACAUCGAAAUAGUUUGUAUGCAUUUGUACGUACGAGUAGACGGUACAMUAWAUUUGACAAUCUUUCUUUCUGAUCUCGGUCGUGCCAAAUAUUGAUCAUCUAUCAUCUGCCACCGAAGUGUAGGUCGCAAUGACACUGAGAAAUGGUUGCAGCCAUACACAACACAAUUUCCAUUGAUAUUAGACAUACUAACAGAACUGAAUCGAAUCGGCGCAGCAUUUCUGCACCAUGACGUCCCCCUUUCGAUUUAGUGUUUUGCGGGCACUGUUCUUUUCUUAUUCUUGCAUCAUUCAUCGUGCUAUUUCCUGCGAUGUGCAUUACCAACAGGCUCGUCAAGAACGAAGAGCCCUGGAUGGGUCGUUGUGGUCAGAUACGGAUUCAACGGAGGGACCGAUCAACCCACACCUUUUGUUUCAUGGGAAACUAAAAAACGAUCUCGGGCAACCCGUAGAGGGUGCCCAGGUACAAUUUUGGCACGCGGAUUACAACGGGAACUACCUCCACCCGGGAGAUGAUUUGGAUGGGAACGAAUACCUGAGAGACUCUUUUUCGUAUUUUGGCACGGCGUCCACCGAUAAUGYGGGGAGCUUUGAAUUCAAAACGUACCGGCCCGGAAUAUAUCUGUCGCGCCCGGUAACGCACAUUCACUUCAAGGUGUUCKACGAGGGGCGAGAACUAUUGACGUCCCAAUUCUACUUUUCAGACGAGGACGUGCAAAUGUUUUACGACGAAAUGCUGAUACUCACAAUGGAACAAACCAUCGACGACGACGGGAACGCCGUCAACCACGUCUCGAAGGACGUGGUCGUCAACAUGAACAUGGGAGGCUUCGAAAAACUCACCCCGUGGCAAAUGGAAGGUCCCUUUUAUCCCCUCGUCGACUUUUUCGAUGUCUCGAGCGACAUGACGCUAGGACUGAUGGAGACCUAUUACGAUCACAUCGCGGUGGACGCUUCUUCCAAGAACCCUACAAGCUUGGCCCAACGUAAGUGGAACAUCCCGUUCGUCCCGUCGUUGGUGAUCGCAAUAUUUCUUGCUCGAGAGAUGUUGUAGUCUCACCGUCCUCGAAGUUUCCACCAAUAAGCCGACACUCGUACCGUCACCGAGACCCACACGGAGACCAACGSCAAAGCCUUCUUCGGGACCUUCUCCGAGACCCGUGCCUGAUAUGGGGUUUGGGGGCCCGGAGUUUGACAACCUGGACGAGUUCCUUGCGUUUCUCGGGGAAGGCGAUCGCAAUGAUAUCGUCACAGGAGAGGGUAACUAURCUGUGAAUUUCGGCAAUGAUACCGAUGUUGAUGACAGCGAGCUCGCCAACGAGAUUCCGUUGGAAUUGGACGGGGAUGUUGGUGAGGACGAAGAAUCACCAGCUGCUCCCGGGAAUGCCACAACAGCUGCCAUCGACAACGGCAAUGGAGACGACGAAGGCACGGCGACAGUAGACAAAGAUUCGUCCACGGAAACCACGCUGGUGUCUUCSUUUGUYGAGACGGCUCUCUCCAAGAAGCUUCUGAGCAACAACCAUUGGGAUCCGGCGACACCCGGGGGCGAGGCGCGAUUUCUGCGGAGCAGGAAGUAGCAGCGCGACUCGUUCUGCAAUGUGAUGAAUUGGAUCRGACACGUCGCAGCYACAAUCCCGCGUGAUGUAGAGAAUCGAACAAGUUUCCAUUUCCACAAGAAUAGCUCACUAGUAGUAGAUGAAACAAGAUUUGUGCAUGGCUAGGAAUACUAACACUUGAAAAGUAGUAGGCACUGUUACUACCAGCGAAGAAUGAUAAGCUAUUGGUAUAUUGUUGUUCUUCAUACUAUUUGUAUUAGAAGUAGUAAUUGAACUAUUCCUAGUGUCUAACGAUCUCCUAACUCUCCUCAUUUCAAAAAUGGGGAUGACUAGAUAGCAGCGACUAGCCUGGGCCCUGACUCUUCGUACUACCGGUAGUUACGAUACCAAGCAACCUCUCGCAGACCAAAAGCAUUUUCUGUUUUUUUUGGCUCGGUGUCAUUUUUUUAGGUAGGAUGGGAAAGUAAUUUUUGUCUUGUUGUUCUUCAUCUUUCAGUGAAUACAAAACGACAAUACCGAUCGACCAAAGGAAAAAUUGAGAUUGUUUAAUAAUUUCUUCUGGACUCCUGUUGUUUUCUAACGAAAUUCGAAAAAAGUAUCAAGAUGGUUUUCGAAUUGGCAUGCACGCUGCGCUACGAACCAGAACAGAAGAUGAUACUUCUUACAGUAAUAUACUUAUGCUCGUACUAGUACGGGUUCUACCUGUGUUUUGCGUACGAAAUUAGGUGCUCCGUACGGUAGCCUACGGUAGUGCGAUGACAUCGCUGAUGACACCCCCGUCAAUACGAAAACAGAUAACCGGUACAACUUGCUUCGUCGACGACGGCUCGAGUCCUGUUUGUUUCUCUCCCUCGCUCCACCUUACUAGUACGGYAGCUACUAGCAAUACGAAUAACGAGUGAAACAUAGCCUGGAAGAUUUUUGAAUCUGGAACCUGUCUGUCGUUUCAGCUUGAAGUAUUUCCAUCAUCUUGGGUGGUACCAUUUCCUUUUUUCUUUCUAGUACAGUAGUAAAAAAAAGAACCGGAGGAGUCGAGUCACCCACCCGCUGGCAAUCCCCAAAUUGUAUCGUAUCUGAACUGGGGAUCAAUCGACAAACGCAACACAGCGCAACUUGAGSCAAAGCAUCGCAACGCAACGAAGGCCCGGAGCAUCUCCAGAACACCGAAGCAACAUCCAACACGCUGCCAUGAGGGACUUCAUAUCGAGAGUGUUAGAAGAGGUGGCCAAGGCAACGGCAACCCCAACGGAAUCGGACACGGCGGAAACGGGAGCCGGUGACGAAGGCUCCGAUUCCGCCGCCAUCGCCGAGGACGUUACCGGCUUGGAACGGUGGAUGGAUCUCGGCUUUGGCAUCGCCUUCCUCGUCACCGCCAUCUUUGCGGCGAAGCGAAUGUCGUGGACGCGCCAGCAAGGGGGAGCGGAGACGACCGUAGUCACCGCCUUUUAUUCCCUGAUCCUGGUGACGUCGAUCUUCCGAUCCACCUGGUUCCUGAUCCCCGCCACGGUGUGGACCCCCAGCUAUACGCCCGUAGCGAUCUUUGCYUGGGACACSGAGCACCCGGCCUGGGUGGGAGCCUUUUUGUCGGAGUUUGUCCUGACGGCGGGGUCCUUGUCGCUCUUUAGCAUCUUCAUCCUCAUUCUGGUCUACUGGGCCGACAUUCUCAAGAAGUACUUCCACCCCGCGUCCCGCCGUACCAUUCCRAUGGUCACCUUUCUCGGGCUGGUGUCGCUUCUGAUCGUGCUCGAGRUCAUCAACAUCGCCGCCUUUGGCUUCGGGCUCUACACGACCGAGGGGAUGAUUCUGUUCAACUCGAUCCUUCUCGCCACCGUUUCGAUCGUCUGCGUCGUCGAGAUUUCUAUUUUUUCGCACCGCUUCCGGACCGUCCUCAAGACGCUCGGUGCCAUCAACCAGGUCUCCACGGACAGCCAGGUCAAACGGAUCGUAUGGAUCACGGCAACGGGGAACCUCUUCUUCUUCACGCGCGCCUUCCUGGAGAGCGUMUUUUGCGGCUACCUGUACGUGUACUGGAAGAAGGACCACACGGUGGCCCGCUCCUUUUCCCACCCCUGGUGGGACACCUUUGUCGGAAUCAAGUUCGUCUCGGAGGUCAUCAUCCUGUCGCUCAUGCUCUACAUCCUGCAGUCGAGGUUUUCUUCGAGCGCGACCGGKGACGGUGGUSCUUCCGGCGAAACCAGCGGCAACGGCCGUCCAACGGGGUACGUGAGCGUUCCGAACACGGACGAGGCCGCUCCGGCCCCGGCGGCGAUAARCGUGUAGUGCAGAGCAAACAAGCGCACUGCUCGAACGUCUCUCGGUGAUUGGCGCCUGCGGGACGGACCGGAGGCUCUGUUCCGUUCCGYGCAGUGCGGUUGCAACACUAGCAGACGAUGGGCAAACUCGAAAACGGGACGUGUUGUUCGAAUUUAUUUGUAUGGUUUGGUUCACGCAAUCAAUGACGAACGAACCCACUGUGGAGUAGUAUUUUGUUACGAGUAUGAAAUGUUUGRCACAAAACAACCGACUACGAYUUUUAAAUAUUAAAAUAAAAAAGGAACA
Messenger RNA from Pseudo-nitzschia multistriata, 4201 nucleotides. NCBI's taxonomy places the organism in Eukaryota, Bacillariophyta, Bacillariophyceae, Bacillariales, Bacillariaceae. The record is from the annotation of a GenBank genome assembly.